Molecule: messenger RNA, 1047 nt
Organism: Triticum turgidum subsp. durum (durum wheat)
Lineage: Eukaryota; Viridiplantae; Streptophyta; Magnoliopsida; Poales; Poaceae
Source: the annotation of a GenBank genome assembly
AUGGCCACCGCCGUCGCCGCCUUCCGCUCUUUCCUUCACCCCACCGCCACUGCCGCCGCCAUCCCACUCCCUCCUUCUCACUUCAACCUCAACAACUUCCAGCGGCACUGCGUCGGGCUCCGCCUAUUCUCCUCCUCCCACCGUCGCCACCCCAUUCUCCUGCCCGCCUCCGCCUCCGCUGCUUCCGGCGAAGAGUUCUCUUCUAACGGAGAACAUUACUCUGAGGAGGGUCCAGAGGAGUACGUGGAGGAAGAAGGGGAGGAGGCAGAACCCGAGGUCCAGGCAGUCCGCGGUUACUAUCCCCCGAGAAACCGGCCGGCACUUGGACAAGAGCCCGGGCGAAUCUACGUCGGCAACCUGCCCUACACCUUCACCGCCGCUGAGCUCACUGCAGCAUUCUCCGAGGCCGGCAGCGUCGACGAUGUCCAGAUAAUCUAUGACAAAAUCACCGACCGGAGUCGUGGCUUCGCCUUUGUCACCAUGGCCACCGCGGAGGAGGCUGCCAAGGCCGUCCAGAUGUUCAACGGAGCUCUGCUGGGAGGGAGGACAGUCAGGGUGAAUUUCCCGGAAGUGCCGCGAGGAGGAGAGAGGGCAGUCGCAUCGGCAGCGGUUGCAAGGACUAGCUUGCGUGUUGUUGACGAUGGGACAUACAAGGUUUACGCCGGCAACCUGGGGUGGGGUGUGCGGGCUGAUGCACUCAAGACGGCAUUCGAGAGGCAGCCUGGCUUGGUUGGUGCCAGGGUAAUCUUCGAGCGUGACACGGGUCGUUCCAGGGGGUUUGGCUUCGUCUCCUUUCAGACAAUAGAAGAUGCAAAGGCUGUCUUGCAGGCCAUGGACGGAGUGGAACUGGAUGGGAGGCCACUCCGACUUAGUCUGGCGGCACAGAACCCUCCAGCUGGAUCAACUCCUAGCACAGUGCAGUCCCAGCAAGAACAAACUGCCUCAGGUGGUUCUGAGCCAGAGGUCGACAAAAACAGUACUACUACUUCAGGACAAUUUGAAGGUGAGAUGGAAAAGAGCAACUUACAGACAACUGCCAGCUAUUAG